Messenger RNA from Ochlerotatus camptorhynchus, 1688 nucleotides. Its product is annotated as uveal autoantigen with coiled-coil domains and ankyrin repeats-like. The coding region runs from base 74 to 1642 and encodes 522 amino acids. Lineage: Eukaryota; Metazoa; Arthropoda; Insecta; Diptera; Culicidae. The transcript is spliced from 2 exons. The record is from RefSeq and is a predicted model, not a curated record. Gene Ontology annotation, molecular function: protein binding.
UGUUUAAGCGCAAUCUCCAAAACAUGUUUUUUCGAUAAUCAUCAAUAGAUUUCUACAAUCGGUCAGAGACAGGAUGUCCACGGGGAAAAACAUCUGGCAAGCGGCGGCCACUGGAGAUCCGAUUGCACUCCAGCAAUGUCUGCAGAAGAAAUCCAGCAAGAACAGGCUCAUCAAGGUGGGACACUUUCGCGAUAACCAUAACUGGACCUUGUUGCAUCAUACGGUGGCUAGUGGGAAUUCGGAAUGUGUCGAGCUACUGCUCUCCAAGACCGACAUUGAUGUGAAGGCUCGUUGCUACGAAGGCCGUACAGCACUAUUCCUGGCCUGUAUGAAGGAAGUCCAGAUCGAGAUCGCCGAAAUGUUACUGGCAAAGAAUGCAACCCUUGUAAACGUAUCAAACAACGAAUACAUUACUCCUCUACACAUAGCCGUAGAACGACGGAACUUGAACCUGGUCGAACUACUAGUUGAACAUGGCGCUAACGUAAAUGCACCAGAUUUCGCCGGAGAAACUCCGCUCCAUUCGGCGUUGGAAUUUGGACACGUAGAGAUUCUGGUUCACUUGCUGUACGUUGGACACGCUGAUGCAAAUGUACGAUCGGAAAACGAUAUCGACGCGCUGGAGAUGUUGGCCGCACGAGGGAAUUACGAUUUGAAGACGAAAAUUGCCUGCUUCAAGCUACUCUUCAACUACAUGCACAGGAAGCAGGAAUACCGGCAGAAAUACCGGAUGGAAGAUAUUUAUGCUGUGGCGUUACUUAGCUACCGGUCAACGUCCCUAAUUCCUUAUUUUGUGGAAAUCGCUUUACUGUGGGAAGCGAACCUCGAUAAACGACGAUUGGCUAGAGAACUUCUGGAAGGACCCAGAGAUCAGUAUCAGACCAGCAGGUUUAGUGAUCGCGUGAACAGGAAUCUGUACCAUUUCCUUGCGUUGUUGCUCUCUGAUGAUGAAGGAAUACGACGACUGCAGGAUGAUUUCAUGAACUAUGAAGUAAUCUAUAGCCACUCGUUGAUCCAGAAUGAACUGGUUGCCCUGAGUGUUGCGGCAAUUCGUGAAGAUGACAACGAGAAAAAACUGCGGAUGCUGUUGGAAUAUCUUGAUUUCGUGAAGCACCUGGUUUACUUUUUCUCGGAUCAUCUGGCGGAAACGUUAGAUAUGAUCAAGAACGUUCUAAUGAACGAUGAAGCAGACCAGAACGAAGCGAUGACCGCGGUUGAGCUGUACCGAUACGAAACGGUCGUGAAUAAAAUAAUAGAAAUUACUUCAGUGGAAGCCGACACGGUUCUGCUCACCAUGACUGCCUCGGUGAGUGAUCUUCAUUUGCAGGCGAAGUUUUUCCAUCCGGUCGUCGGAUUCUGCACGGAUGUUUUCAUGGACGAACGUUGGCUAACGGCUGCCAAUCUCGAGAAGGCAAUGUACUCCAAACUGUUGCAUAGGCACGGAACGCUCCGGUUGGUACAGAGUUGCCACGGGUACCGGUUCGAGGAGUUCACGCUGCUGCGACAGACGCGGGAUGUCGUCCGUAAAGCGGUGCUCAAUGCCAUCGACGAGGACGAGAAGAAACGCGAUUUGGUGUUCGUUGCACGGUUGAACGCGUUGGAAAUUCCACAGAAUUUGAUCCGGUACUUGCGAUAUCUGUAAGUUGUGAUUUAGGUACGUGUUUUUGUUUACCCCAAAGAAAAACGAA